Messenger RNA from Hydractinia symbiolongicarpus, 2693 nucleotides. RefSeq names its product actin-binding protein WASF2-like. The record is from RefSeq and is a predicted model, not a curated record. The coding region runs from base 784 to 2250 and encodes 488 amino acids. The transcript has 4 exons. Lineage: Eukaryota; Metazoa; Cnidaria; Hydrozoa; Anthoathecata; Hydractiniidae.
UGCGUUACUUUGUAACGAACCUGGUAUAAUGAAAUCGAACUUCUUGCCGCGAAAAACAUUUUGACAAUCAAAUGCGAAUUCUCAUCGGACAAGUUCGCUGCAACAAAAUAUUCAGAGGUUUGGUUGUAAACUUGUGCAGCACUUCUUUUUGAUAACCAGUUCUAUGUUCGCGGCAGGGUGGAUUUUUUCUUUCAAACAGUCGACUUGUUUAUGAAAGUUUGAAAGAAAGAAUUGUGAUUCAAAUGAUCAGCCUAAAACAUGCGUAAUAUCUCCCUAGCCUUUCACAAAAUCAAAUACAGUAGAGCCUCCAUAACUCGAACCUCUAUUACUCGAACGUCUCCUUAACUUGAACGAAUUCGUUGGCACCGUGAAAAUUUCCUAAUAAACUCUUAUAAAAAAAACCUCUACUACUCGAACCUCCUUAACUCAAACGGUUUCCUUUUCCCCCUGGCCGUUCGAGUUAUUAAGACUCUACUGUACAGUGCUUUUGAAAAUCGCAAAAUCAAAUACAGUGCUUUCAAAAAUCGCAAAAUCAUAUACGGUGCUUUCGAAAAUUGCAAAAUCAUAUACGGUGCUUUCGAAAAUCGUAAAAUCAAAUACGGUGCUUUCCAAAAUACGGUAUCAUGCUCAUUAUAGCGCGAAAAAAAUAUGUUUAAACAAAAAUCAACCAAGCGUGUUUUAAUAAGUUUUGAUUAAGAAAUAUAUCAAGAUUCAUUCGAGCAUGUAGUUUAAACGAGUUUCAACUCGUUUGCAUCUCUCGUACCUUCAAACAAACGAAAAGAAAUGAAGUUUUAUUUCCUUCUUAUCCUGUCAACCGUUCAAGCUGUUAUAUUUAGUGAUAAAAUUCUUGCGAAAAGCAAAUCAAAUAAAGAUAUUAGCAAACGACAGUACAUACCAGGUUACUCUUCUUUGACAGCCUGGAAUAGCUAUCCACAGGGAAACAUCAUUGAACGACCUGAAAAUCUUGCCGCUACUUAUCACGGAUUGAAAUUUUACGAUGGUAGUCCCAUGCCAUCAAAACCUGUUCGUCUACCGGCAGGAUAUCCAGUUUCAUUAGAUGUGGAUAAAGAAGAAGAUCAACCUACGGAUAGCAUUGAGAAAGAGGCUGACACGUCUGCAAUUAACCGUGCAUCUGUUAUAUCUAGUUACGCGGCGCUUAAUUACGAAGCUCCUGUCGUUGGUUCUAAGCCAGCAAUCGAGGCUGUUCCCACUACGCGUCAAACUGUUAACACGCCAAAUGUUGUCACACCUGAUAUAGCAACUAAGAAAAACGAUACAUGCAAAGACUGCAACCAGAGACAAGAUGAAAAAACAACACCACAGCCUAAGGGCACUGUUUGUUAUUUGCCAAGAAUUGUAGUAGUUUCAAGACUCCUCGGAAGUACUGUUAUCAACGAAGUAAAAAUUUAUACCAGCCCUCACGAUGAGAGUUCUGUGCAUCGCUUUGUGUCUAGUCAUGAAGUUUCUGAUGCUGCUUCCAAGAUUAGUCACGAGUUUCUUCUACCUCCACAGUUUAUUAUUCGGAAACCGCUAACGUUAGAGGAUAUGAAAUCUAUCAAAGAUACUGCUGCUGUCAUGAUGACCAGUGCGUACACAGAAACCAGUCACGAAACUUCAACAAAACAAGCCCAAUCCCCCCCUCCACCUCCUCCACCACCCCCUCCUCCUCCACCACCUCCUCCUUCUCCCCCACCUCCUCCUUCUCCCCCACCAUCACCACCACCACCACCUCCUCCACCACCAUCACCAUCAGCCCUGUCUUCACCUCCUUCUCCACCGCCACCUCCGCCACCCCCUGCUGUUUCAUCACAACUUUCUAUCAUGAUACCUCCUCCACCAUCACCUCCACCUCCAAAGCCUCCACUUCCACAAUCCCCACCCCCGACUCCACGCUCACCUUCCCCAUCACCUCCCCCACCACCUCAACCAACAAUUAACCCUUUUUUACCGACAACAGUAAAGAUAGCUUUAGCCAGCACUACUAGCACUACCACAGUUAGCCAGACCACCAAAACAACUUCUACCACACCUCAAACAGUGACAUCAACCCCGGUUAAGAAAAAUAAAAAGAGAUUUACCAUUGAGCUAUUAAAUAAUGCAGCGAGACACAGAAAUGCUCUGCUUGAUGUACCAGGCGGCGAUUCUGCAGCAUUUAGUGGUUAUCAAAUUCUUGGUCCAGCCGACAUCCAACAAACUUAUGUCACUCUAAAAAGUAAAGGUAAAAAGAAAAAGAAGCGAAGAAAGCGUUGAAAACUGUCCCGUGAACUAAAAGAAAUGCUCUGAUGGUAUUGGAGCGAUAUUUUGAACUUAAAUAAGAAGGAGAAGAAGGAUAUUACAAUGCGACACGAAAGAGGAUGCUUUUCCUAAAAGUACUUUAAUGUUAGUACAAUAUAGGAAUGGUUUUACAGGAGUACAGGACAUUAGUUUUUGUACUAAAAAUGGUCACAGCAAACUUUGUUUUAAGCCAAAACGGAAUUUAAGUAAUGAGACUGUCAAGAGCAACAGUAAAAUUUUUGCUUGAUGCAAAAGUUCGAAGCCUGGAACCCUUAAAAUCAAAGUGUGAUUGCUACGAAAAUGCGAAACUUUGCACGACGAUACUUUUAUCAAAGAUUUUAGGAAAAUAGUUAUAUUGUUUUACUGUUUUGAUAUGGUGGACUCUUAUGUCGUAAAAAUAUUUGACCGUUGCCUGUGCA